This is a messenger RNA of Myxocyprinus asiaticus (Chinese sucker), 2254 nucleotides long. RefSeq lists its product as uncharacterized. The transcript has 9 exons. The record is from RefSeq and is a predicted model, not a curated record. Bases 196 to 1161 code for a protein of 321 amino acids. NCBI's taxonomy places the organism in Eukaryota, Metazoa, Chordata, Actinopteri, Cypriniformes, Catostomidae.
CCUCGCUCCAGGUUUGGUAGCAACAGGUUGGACUGGGAACAUGCCACAAUCGGACAAUCAGCUGAACAGAAAGAUAUUGAUCUACUGAAGAUUGAAACAACAGGAUUCAUUCAUUCAGCCACUGAGACAUUUUAUCAAGUCACAGCGGUUGGCUGUCCUCUCUGGCAAUAGAGCACCAUGUGAAAUGUCCAUAAAAUGGCUGCAUAUGUCCUGUGGUCAGCAGUAGUCUGGACUUUCAAGGGCCUGUUGUGCACAUGGAGGUUUUUCUGGGUGAGCCCAUAUUACACUAUAAAAUCUGCACCAUGGACACAUCAGGCAGCUGACAGUGAUCAGAAACCCCAAUCAAAACUCAACACAGUUGCCCAUGAUGUCAAACAUCACGAUGGAACAAAUGUAAAUGCAGACUCUGGGAAGAAGGCCAGAUCAGAGAAACGUGUCCAUCAUGGGCGCACCAGCGCCCUGCACAAGAGACUGCUGAUGGCUGAAGGAGAGAUUCAGGAUCUGAAGGCUGAAAUCGCUAAUCAGAGAGCGUCAUGGGAGAUGCGCUUCAUUGAGCUGCAAAGGCGACAGCAUGAUCUGAGAGAGCAGUUGAACUCGGAGAUUCUGGUAAGGUCGGGAUUGCUCUACAGAGACACUGAUUCCGAGGAAGUAGACGAGGUCUUCACAGAGGCUGGGUUGGAGAAUGGAUUUGAUUGUGAGGAGAAGGAACUCAAAUGUUUCAGUGGCCUCAGACAAAUACACCAGCAAAAGGGAUCUGAUUUGGGAUUGUUUAGAUAUGAUGUUGACCAGAGUAGCCUGUGUGGCAGUCAAACAUCAUGCCCAUUAGCUUUCGGCUCCAGAACCACCUCUGUCAUGUCUAACACCAGUAUAAGGUCUUGGAGGAGUGGAGGACCUCAUCGAGUUUUUGUACCCCACUCCCCCCUGGACCUGAAGAUUGGGCACAGGGUCCGCAUCAUGCUACCCUCUGGACGGACCAGCACUGGUACUUUACGCUACCUGGGCUCCAUGCAGAACUCCCCUGACUUUUAUCUUGGCGUGGAACUGGAGUUGGCUGAUAAUGGGCAAUAUGACGGCACCUAUGAAGGACAGCGCUACUUUGACUGUCAACCUGGACAUGGAGCAUUUAUAGCAUUCAGUAAAUUGCUAAUGGCUUGGGAAUAGACACUUUAACACAGUCCGGCGCACUAGUGAAGACUUUGUAGGGCACUUAAGGGCAUUCUCACAACAAUUUGCUGCAUGGAUUCACUUGUGGAUCCUUUAACUCUACUAGUAGAACUAUAACUACUUACUGGCAAAUUGGUUACCUUGCAUGUUAUCUUACAUGGUUGGCUACUUUGUAUGCAGUGAUAACAAACCAAAAAUGGUUGGGAAAGAAUGAGAUUUUAGAUGUUGAAUCUCUAUUCACAUGCUUUGUAUGUUAUGGUGACCUACUGUUACCUGUUAGUAAGCCUAUAUGGAAUCUGCUUUAUCUCUUUUUUUUUUUUUUUUUUUUUUUUAACUGACAAUAAAGAAAGUUUAUUUGGAAGUUCUUUGGAAGUUUCGAAAAAAUGUUAAAUGGUGCUGAACAUAUUAUCAAAUUAGCUGAAAUAUUUACAAACGAGAAGCAGAUAAGGACUGGUUUUGAAAUUCUUUGGAAAUCUGUGAAGCUUUCUGCAUUAGUGUUCACAAAUUCCACAUAUUCAUCUGUCUGUUACCCAAACCUGCUAAUGCAUAUGAAAGAAACUUCCUUUUAAAUUGCUAUUAAGUUGAUAAAACUGACUGAAACAGCAAUAUAUGUCAAUUAUCAGUCAUGUUCACCACUGAUGCUUUGACCAUUUGAAUGAUUCCUGGAUUAAACUCAAAUACCACAUAUUUAUCACAUGAGACCGCUCAAGUGUGCUAUAUAAUGAACUGUGCACUCCAGGACACAGUUUUCAAGAGACUGUAUCUGUAUAUCGAAGAAUGUGUUCUGAUGUUCCAGGAAAGAGUCUGGACUGCUACAUGACACCUUCUCUCGGAAAUCAUCAAGAUCAUGUUAAAACAUGUUAUCUAACAAACAGAUUGCUCAAAGCUAAAAUAUGAUGUUAACAAAUGUUUGUUAACAUGUUAACAAAGUUGAGUGACUUGUUUAUAUAAAUUCACAAGAAAACCCUUGUGAUCACAUCACCCACAAGUUGUUUUUUUGGCCUGUUUAAUUUAUUUUUGUUGCCAACUUCCUUUUAGGGAAAAAGGAAAUCACAUUCCUAUGGAUUAAGUCAAGGAAAUAAAUAAUGAU